GCACCUCCACGUUGCUAGGUCAUCUUACGGGUAUAUAAGGGCAGGCGGAGCAGAGCCGUGGCAUCAGUGGCCAGCUGUGAGCUUCACGUGAAGGCACAACAUGAGACUGUUGCUACCACUCUCUCUCCUCGCCAUCAUCCUCUCUCUCGCAGAGGGGGUAAUGGUGUGCUACUACGGCUCCUGGGCCGUCUACAGGCCCGACAACGGCAAGUUUGACGUGGAGAACAUCGACCCGUUCAUCUGCACCCAUCUCAUCUUCGGCUUCGCUGGACUCGGCUGGGACAACCAAAUCAGGGUGCUGGACCCGUACAACGAACUGUGUGAGAACUACGGCAAGUGCGCCUACGACAGGUUCACUGCGCUCAAGCAGAAGAACACAGAACUGGUCACCAUCCUGGCCGUGGGAGGCUGGAACGAGGGAUCCACCAAGUAUUCUGAUAUGGCUGCGGACGAAGGUACUAGGAAGAUCUUCGUUGACUCCUCCGUUGAGAUGCUGAAGACUCACAACUUCGAUGGUCUGGACAUGGACUGGGAGUACCCGACCCAGCGUGGAGGAAAACCAGAGGACAAGGUGAACUUCAUCAGCCUUCUGUCAGAGCUGAAGACGGCACUCCACGCCGAAGGAAUGAUCCUGACGGCUGCUGUGUCAGCAGGAAAGCUGACCAUCGACCCAGCCUACGACAUCCCCGCCAUGGCUGAGAACAUAGACAUUGUCAACCUGAUGGCGUACGACCUGCACGGUGCCUGGGAGACCUACACCCACCACCAGUCUGGUCUCUAUCCUUACCCUGACGACACCGGAGAUAACGUUUACCUCAACCAGGACUUCGCUGUGAGGUACUGGAUAGACGGAGGAAUGCCAAGCACCAAGAUCGCUCUGGGAGUGCCUCUGUACGGCCGCUGCUACAAGCUGGACUACAGCACUGACGAGACUGGUUACUACGCCCCUGCCAGCCAGCCAGGACCAGCUGGACCUUACACCAGGAGUCCAGGCUUCCUGGGCUACAACGAGAUCUGUGAGUUCCAGAAGAAUGAGGGUGACUGGGUAGUGGAGAUAGCACCAGGUAUGAACGAACCUUACACCUACAGCUACAACCACGAGAGGAUCUGGUGCUCUUACGACGACCAUGACUCUUGCGUCAUCAAGGCCAACUACGCUAAAGACAUGAACCUGGCUGGUAUGAUGGUGUGGAGCGUUGAAACCGAUGACUUCCUUGGCAUCUGUGGUGGCCGUGACUUCGAGCUCAUCAGGACCUUGGCUGAGACUUACAGCGGCGGGGACAUCACUGUUCCACCUCCCCCAUCAACCACCACCAGGGACCCUGAUGCGCCAACCACCACCGCCGGCAGCACCGUCAGCACCACCACACCCACCACCACAACCGCCCGCACACCGCCUCCUCCUGACGGUGUGUGUCAGAAGCCAGGACUCAACGCUGACCCGGAGAACUGUCAUCACUACUACCUCUGUGCCCCGAAUACCAGCGGUGGGUAUGAUGCCACGGAGGAGGUGUGCCCCCCUGGCACCCUCUACAAUCCUGAUGCCUUCAUCUGCGACUGGGAGAACUCCGUCUGCGCCAUCGGGGACAUCUGCCCAGACGAUUGCGCUUAAUUUCCUCAAGUUCAGAACCCCGUCUUGUGUGAUGUCUGUUUCGCAGCCGAGUUCUCUCUGUGGCACAGAGCCAUGGCUGUAGCACAGAGCCAUGGUUCUUGUCUUGAAAGUCGCCUUGUGGUCACGCCUGUGGUAAUUCGCUGUGGGGAGAGAAUGCUCGCGUCUGACGCACCAUCUGUUCUCCAUAUAUUUUUUUUUAGAUUGCUGGAAGGCCCUUAGGGGCUCGUUCCUGCCCUUCCCUCAGUCAAGGAACGCCCUGAGACAGUCAGGGAAGGAGUGGAAGUUCACUACCUCCGUCCACCUCCUGAUGGAUAGGACAUCUUCUUGACUCCUCCAAUAUCUAGAACUGAUGGAGUGUUCUCUAUCCACCUCCAUUAGUGGAGUACCAUCUCUAUUUCCAUCGGAAGUGAUGGAGGUAUAAUGCAGAGCAGUUCACCCACACAACAACAACAAUGCAGCGCUCAAGACAACGAUUCUUUACAGUAAUAACGUCUUGUGUUUAUUCCCUGUGUUAACUUUAUCAAGUUACAAGUCUAUCUGCCUUUUGUUAUAGAGUAUUGACGUGUACAUUUAUAUUUUAUUAUAUUUAAAUAAAUUACAUUGUUUC
Cherax quadricarinatus is the source of this 2219-nucleotide messenger RNA. RefSeq names its product chitinase-3-like protein 1. The record is from RefSeq and is a predicted model, not a curated record. Gene Ontology annotation, biological process: chitin catabolic process; carbohydrate metabolic process. Gene Ontology annotation, molecular function: chitinase activity; chitin binding. Gene Ontology annotation, cellular component: extracellular region. NCBI's taxonomy places the organism in Eukaryota, Metazoa, Arthropoda, Malacostraca, Decapoda, Parastacidae.